Molecule: messenger RNA, 693 nt
Organism: Myzus persicae (green peach aphid)
Lineage: Eukaryota; Metazoa; Arthropoda; Insecta; Hemiptera; Aphididae
Gene: mRpL54
Product: 39S ribosomal protein L54, mitochondrial
Exons: 3
Coding region: 130-516 (128 amino acids)
Cellular component (GO): mitochondrial large ribosomal subunit
Molecular function (GO): structural constituent of ribosome
Source: RefSeq, a predicted model, not a curated record
AAUGGAACUGUGAUUAAGAAACCGCUUCGAGCCGUGAGACGUCUGCCGUAUAAUAUAUUUAUUAUUUUCUAAUUUCUAUAUUAUAUUGGUGUAUUAAAUAAUAAAUAUUGGACGAGUUUAUACGUUACAAUGUUUAAGCUUAUUAAAUUAAAUUAUGUUCGUAGUUGUGUUCAAAUACCAAAUAAUUCAUAUGCAUCACCUAGUGGAAUUAUUUCAUUGGGAAAGUCUAAAAAAAAACUGGGCAAAGGAGGUCCAGUUUUAGAAAAAUCAGAAAUUCCUGUUGAAACAGAUGCCAAAAAAUUAGUCAAUUUUGUGUGCGGGAGCAAUAUAUUAAAAGAAGGGCAAGAUAUAGAACUAAAACCUGACUCGGAAUACCCAGAUUGGCUUUGGAAUUUGAAUAUAGAUGGACCAGUGCCGUUAAAAGAUUUGGAUCCUAAUUCAAAACAAUAUUGGCUCAGAGUACGAAAAUUAUCAAUGAGAAGAAAUAAUUUGUUAAAUAAAUUAAAAAGGUUUUAGGCAUAUAAAAUAUAAUAGAAAUAGGUAUUAUAUAUAAAUAGUGAUUAAAUUUACCAUUGUUUAUUUUUAAAUUCAAAAUCAAUAUUUUAUUGUUGAAUAAAAAAAAGUUGAAUUUUGAUUUGUGAUUAUCAACAUAUAAAUGUCUAUUGUCCUUAAAUAAUAUUAGUAUGACAUAAA